GUGAUCGGUCAAUUCCGUGAUGACGCCGUGUGCAGCCAGUGCGUAGGUAUAUUAUUGUGUGGCUGUCUUUCUUGUAGUGCUAAGCAAGAAAAUCUACUUUGAUUCAAUAAAAUGGCAAAACCCACUAAAGAAGAACUUGAAGAGGAGAUUGCAAAAAUCCUGAAGAGUGCGGACCUAGCAAAGACCUCAACCAAGAAGGUGAUUCAGAAGCUCGAAGAGGUGUUUGAAUGUGAACUGACAGACAAAAAGAAGAUGAUAGAUCAGAUGGUAAUCGAGUAUGUGAACGCUCACGGCUCUGAUGAUGAGGAGAAUGAGGAGGAAGAUGAGGAGGAUGAUGAGGAAGACGAGAAGCCCAAGAGGUCUCCGGCGAAGCGCGCGGCGCCGGUCACCAAGCGGAGCGCUAAGCGCAAGGACUCUUCUGAAGACGAUGACGGCAGCGAGAGCGACUAUGAGGAGAAACCCAAAAAGAAGAAGGGCAAGAAGAAGGACUCAGAUGGCGAUUUCGACAGCGACUGGGCUAAGAAAGAAAAAAAGAAGGCGCCCAAAGCGAAAAAGGCCGGCGGUCGCGGCAAAGGCGGCGGCUACACUCGCGCCUACAAGCUGUCCCCCGCCCUAUCAGAGCUGAUGGGCGCCGAGGAGAUGCCCAGACACGAAGUGGUCAAGCGUGUGUGGGCCAUCAUCAAGGAGAAGCAGCUGUAUGAUCCUAACAACAGGCAAUUUGCGAUCUGCGACGACGCGCUAUACAAAGUGAUCGGCACAAAACGCUUCAGGACAUUUGGCAUGAUGAAGUACCUAAAGACACACUUCCUUGACGAAUAAAUAAAUAAAUAGCUAAGCGUGAUCCAAGGAAGAGGUUACAAUAACAAUCAUACAGUUUGUUGUGUGCAAAUUUUAAGGGAGUUGACGCGAGAGAAUUCGCCGGUAGGACGCUGGUGUUGUGAAAGGUCAGUUUUUAAACAUUGAAUAUUUUUACUGGCAUAAAUCGUCUAAAUAACAGUGAAAACUGCAUUAAAAUCCGUUGCGUGGUUUAAAAGAAACAGGCUUAGAUACAGACAGACGGGGAGGGCGAUUUUGUUUUAUAUAGUGAUGUAUAACAAUUUAUAUUGCUGUAAAGUUCUUACAGAUUUUUCGACCUUACUGAGUAACUCCACGAAUUUUUAUAGAUUUUAAUUCAUUAUGCUUCAUGUCCUCGCCUUAGUGUGAUUGUGUUACUGUAACGUCUUUUUAUGGAUUGUAAUUUUAAGGUAAAUGAACGUAUUUGAAAACUGUUGCGUUCUAAACGUAUGCAAUUAACUUUAAAAACCUUGCUCAGCCACUUGAAACUUUGACGCUAUAUAAUAAAGUUAAUUUUUGCGUGAAGAAUCAGUGGUCCCAGAAUGAAAUUUAAACUGAAAUCAGGUCCAAAUUUUGUGUUUAGCAUUUAUAAAAGUACGUCAGACAAUUUUCACAAUGUUCUUUUUUUAUUUAUUAAGUAUAGUGUUACUGUUAAGAAUAGUACAGUACAGAUUAUUGUGUACAAAAUCUAUUGUUAUAUGAUUCGGUGAUAAAAUUGAUACACUUCAAUAACUUAAGGAUUUUUUAAGACUGAUUUCGAAGUUCCUUUUCCUAGUCAGUAAGACUGAUGAGAAAAAAAAAUCCUAGUCAAGUUAAAAAUACAUGUACAGUGAGCAGAAAAACAUUCUCAGCCAUUGCAAUAUUCCAUCGCUGUUAAAGUCAGCGGUUUAUGGCAGCGUGACAUUAAGUUGACUGAAGGUUUUAUUUUUCUUGUUAGGUUUCUUCCGCAGACACUGUUCUAGUUAGCACUUGAUACUAGAAAAAAUCUGUCGGCUAAAAGUUCGCUGAACGUGGCGAAUUCAACGUACAUUGCUGGUUUUUCCUUGCGGUAACAAAAAACUCACAUAUAAACUAGGCAAUGUAGGUUAAUUCGCGUCUGCAUUCGUUUUAGUUCGACCAUAGUCUUUGUAAAUUGAUUUUUAAUGUAAUUUCAUCACUCAAUUGUCUUCGUCUGUGUACGGUUUUACUAAUUAAAUGUACAGGGUUUUGUGUUAUUACGGUUGUAUUAAUUAUGUUAUGUCCGAACCUGAAAACUCCGUUUGCGCGAUUUAGGAAUUUCUUGUAAAUGCCUACACUGCCAUCUAUCGGUAGUCUUACGAACUUAUGUUACAGUUUUAGCAAAGGCGGCGCCACAUUAACAAUCAUAAUGUAAUUAAAUUGAAAGUAAUGAUGGAGCGUUAGUGUUUAUUUGUUGUGCAGCUCUUAUUUUUCAAUUUAAAUAUUGUUUAGCAUAGUGGAUGUCGAGUAUAAUUUUGGAUGAAGAUAUUGAAGUGUAUCAAGUUGUAUGUUUGCAUUGAACAUAUGUGUAUCUAGCGAGCUAGAAGUCCCUAAGGACUUGUAUGACAUGAUAAUAAAAAUAUACAAAUCUA
This is a messenger RNA of Plodia interpunctella (Indianmeal moth), 2423 nucleotides long. It is a transcript of the gene Non2, whose product is annotated as Novel nucleolar protein 2. Gene Ontology annotation, cellular component: nucleus. Lineage: Eukaryota; Metazoa; Arthropoda; Insecta; Lepidoptera; Pyralidae. Bases 112 to 819 code for a protein of 235 amino acids. The transcript is spliced from 6 exons. The record is from RefSeq and is a predicted model, not a curated record.